UUGAAAAGUGAUUUGUUUAGCUGGAGGAUGCUUGAAGAAUGAAGGGGCCUCUGGGUCUUUUUAGUUUCUGUAGGCAUCUGAUGGGAGGGAGCCCCGCACCAGUCCUCAGCAGGUCCUGAGAUGUCCUGCAAUGCUGCCCUCCUGGGUCUGGCACCUCAGCAGCUUCACCUCCCCACACCCUUCCUCCCGUGGGGAGACGCAUGGCACAAGGCCCUCUGAGAGGUCUUGGAUUGCAGCUUCAUCCGAGGGGAGGAUGGGUACAACGGUUCACCCGCCCGGAGUCUACCCACCUGUGCUGUGACUCGUCAGCAUUAUCCCAGCAGCGGCUGCAUCCUCAUGACUCUGGCGUGGGGGGCAAGGUGGAGGGGAGCUAUACACCAGAGAUGGUACAGUGCAGAGACAAGGGCAGGAGCGUUCUGCAGGACAAGGAGUGCCACCCACUGAAAGACUUUUCAAGACAAACACAACUGCACCUCUUCUGCCAGGUGCAAACCGAGGCACUUGAAAAUGACACGUUGUCCUCGUGGGUCCCUUUGAUUUUUGUACCUUUGACCUGAUAGAGAGCAACAGCUAGUAGAAAAAUGUGAAUAGUUGUAUAGAUUUCAUCCUAUAAGGUGGGCAUGAGCCUCAGUUCUCUUCCUCAGCUUUUAGAUCUUGCCAGACUUUGAUCUCUCACGCCACAACCCAAGGAAUGCGCUCCAAAAACACCUGUGCCAAAGGAAAGUCACUUGCUGCGGCAAGCAGAAGUCAAUCUUGCCUUCCUCCCUCCCUUUUUUCCUCCCCAUUUGACCUUUAGGGCUCUGGUUUCCUGCAAGUAGUGAAUUAUUCAAGUCUGCUCAUAGAUAUCAAGUGGGCCCUUUCCAGGCUGCCAGCAGGGUGGGGCAGCCAGGUGGCCUUGUUCAGUCUCGGAGGAGGAGGAGCAACCUCCUUGUUCAAACAACUCACACAGGUGGGUGCUUGUUUCUGCAAAGUCAUUCAGGGAGCGCUCAAGGCUCGCCGUGCGAUCGAUCCUGCCUGUCCUUUGCAGCUCCUCCUUCCUCCCCACCCUCUCCGAAGGCCUUUAAGUGGGCUCACGCCACCGCACACUCUGCUCUUCACCAUGGCCUACAUCGCCAAGUCCUUCUACGACCUCAGCGCCAUCAGUCUGGACGGAGAGAAGAUAGAUUUCAACACGUUCCGCGGCAGGGCGGUGCUGAUUGAGAAUGUGGCGUCCCUCUGAGGCACGACCACCCGGGACUUCACCCAGCUCAACGAGCUGCAGUGCCGCUUUCCCAGGCGCUUGGUGGUUCUUGGCUUCCCUUGCAACCAAUUUGGACAUCAGGAGAACUGUCAAAAUGAGGAGAUCCUGAACAGUCUCAAGUAUGUCCGCCCUGGGGGUGGAUUCCAGCCCACCUUUACUCUUGCCCAAAAGUGUGAGGUGAACGGGCAGAACGAGCACCCUGUCUUCGCCUACCUGAAGGACAAGCUCCCCUACCCUCACGAUGACCCGUUUUCCCUCAUGACGGAUCCCAAGCUCAUCAUGUGGAGUCCAGUGCGGCGCUCAGAUGUGUCCUGGAACUUCGAGAAGUUCCUCAUAGGACCAGAGGGGGAGCCCUUCCGACGCUACAGCCGCGCCUUUCACACCAUCAACAUUGAGCCUGACAUCAAGCGCCUCCUCAAAGUUGCCAUAUAGAUGUGAGCUGCUCGGCACAAGGACCUCCUCCGUCCAGUCCCUCGGUGUUCUCCCAGGAUGCAGUGCGCCCUCAGGGUGCCACUGGACCAAACUUUCCCUUGACCUCACCCCCUUCCCCCCAGAGCCUUACCCUUCCCAUCCCCGGCUUCCUUCUCCUCUCUCUCCUCUCUGGUUGGGAUUCACCUGGGGCUCUAGGUCAGGCUGGCUCUUGGCCUUCACAGAAUGACGGCACCUUCCUAAACGCUACGGGUGGUGUCCGAGAAGUGUGCAUGGCUGGAGCCUGCCUGCUAGCUGAGUCUAAUAAAGUGCAGGUGUGCAAACAA
This is a messenger RNA of Chinchilla lanigera (long-tailed chinchilla), 1995 nucleotides long. It is a transcript of the gene Gpx2, whose product is annotated as glutathione peroxidase 2. NCBI's taxonomy places the organism in Eukaryota, Metazoa, Chordata, Mammalia, Rodentia, Chinchillidae. The transcript has 2 exons. Gene Ontology annotation, molecular function: glutathione peroxidase activity. The record is from RefSeq and is a predicted model, not a curated record. Gene Ontology annotation, biological process: response to oxidative stress.